CAGCGCGCUGCGCGGUGACGUCAAUCGACUGCCCCUGUGCCUGCGCCGAGGAGACCCCGCAGUGAGCUGCCAACGCCCGGCGGAGCGUCCGAGGUUCUCUUUGGAGUUGAUAUUCUAAUAGAUUACAGCAAUGCAGACGAUCAAGUGUGUAGUAGUGGGUGAUGGUGCUGUUGGUAAAACCUGUCUCUUAAUUUCUUAUACAACAAAUAAAUUCCCGUCGGAAUACGUACCAACGGUUUUUGAUAACUAUGCUGUAACAGUGAUGAUUGGAGGAGAGCCUUACACCCUUGGCCUCUUUGAUACUGCAGGUCAGGAAGACUAUGAUAGAUUACGGCCCCUCAGCUAUCCACAGACAGAUGUAUUUCUGGUCUGUUUUUCAGUGGUCUCUCCUUCUUCAUUUGAAAAUGUGAAAGAAAAGUGGGUACCUGAAAUUACUCACCACUGUCCAAAGACUCCUUUUCUGCUUGUUGGGACCCAGAUUGAUUUAAGAGAUGAUCCUUCAACAAUUGAGAAACUUGCCAAGAACAAGCAGAAGCCCAUAACUCCAGAGACUGCUGAAAAGCUGGCCCGGGACCUGAAGGCUGUAAAAUACGUGGAAUGCUCUGCACUUACGCAGAAAGGCCUAAAGAAUGUAUUUGACGAAGCGAUAUUGGCUGCCCUGGAGCCCCCGGAGCCGAAGAAGACUCGCAGGUGUGUGCUGCUAUGAACGUCCCUCCACAGCCCCUUCUGCAAAGCUGGUGUUUGAUGUCAUACUAAAAGCAAUGUUAAAAUCAAACUAAAGAUAGAAAUUUUUAAAAUUUGUUUUUGCAAUAAUGACGAAUGCCCUGCACUCCCAUCUCCCCCACAUGAUCCCUGUGUGAGAUGAGAAUGUUAGUGUUUAUUCCCCAGUGUCCCCUCAAUUCACUUAAACUAGUUCAUUUUGAGUAAUUAUGUAUUAUCAGGAGACAUUGAUCAUUACUAGUUUUUUUUUAAUUUUUUUUUUUUUUGUUCCUAAUUUUUUUUUGUUUAACAUCAAGGCAUGCUCAAUGACUUUUUCUGUAACAGACUAAUUUUAGGCUGUUUAACUGAAGUCUUGCCCCUUACGCUGGUGUGGUAAGACUUGGUUCUCGUUUUUAGACCUUGUAGGGUUGUUCUGCAGCCAGCCAGCAGUCUGGGUAUGAGCAGACUUUAGUCGGGAAAGCAAAAUGUCCCAACCUAGUGCUCCUCUAAGAAGGAUUGUAGAAAAUACACCUUCUCUGAAGUUGCCUUGUAUCUUUUUCCCCUGGCUUUUUAACUGUGCAGGUAAUAAAUUUAUACCCCAUCCUCUAAGUCACAAAGCCUUAGGAACAGAAGGAUGAUUUCUCUGGAUGCACCAUCAGACUUGAGACUAACUUGCCGGUCUCUUCCUUAAUCUUUGCCAUCAUAAUCCUUUGGCUCGUGUUGAAGAAAUAACCACGCCUUUGGAAACACGCCUAGCUGGGUCAGUUGGCUUUUAAUGAAUCUAUCUUCUGCCAAUCCUUAAUUAUUAGAGAAAUGCUCACAAUGACCAGCACAUACACUGCUGCUUGGACACCCUGAAGGGACCUGGGAUAUGCUACAAUGGGUUUGGGAGCUGGCUCUGAUGGUGCAUCUCUUGCUGAAUGGCUUGGCAUCCUUUGGGGAGAGGUGGAAAGAUAGACCCGUGUCAGUUGAAAAGAAGUUUAGGGAGGGGCUUCUGGUGUUUGGUGUGACACCAUAUGGGGACCAGUUGAGGGAACCCCUUUUUGUGCAUUAUGCUUAUGAGUAACCUUGAACCAGUAAGAGUGGCUCCACCCCUGAGGAUCAUGUGCAGUGUCUCUACACAGACCAUCUGCAGUAUCAUAAGGAUUUUACAAAAAAUGUAUUUUGGUUUGCAAAUUCAAAAAAAUUUAAGAUUUAGGGAAUCUUCUCCAUCUUCCACAAUUUCAAUUUCUUGUAGACUCAUUAGUGUUGAACCAAUGCUUUUUCAUGUCUAAGUUCUUUGUAUAUGCAUUCUUUUCAGAUGUAUUAAAAGUAUCUUCACAAGCCUGCCUGAGGGUAGUUAUUUUCUUUGCUUUUCUCCUGAGUGUGAAGGACUUGUAAAUAUGGCUUUUAUCCCUUGUGAGACCCUUCUCUUCCUUGUGAGCUAACUCAAAUCUUUCCUUAAUGUUUAAUCCUUGUCAGUUGGCUUCUGGCCUCAGUCCUGUCGAAAUCGCUCUAGUCUUUGAUGCAGCAUCUUUGCUGUCAGACCCAUAUGAAGAAGAGGGUUUGGUAGUUCUUAAACAAAUAAAUAUUCAGUGUACUCCCAAA
Messenger RNA from Lonchura striata (white-rumped munia), 2286 nucleotides. It is a transcript of the gene CDC42, whose product is annotated as cell division cycle 42. The record is from RefSeq and is a predicted model, not a curated record. Lineage: Eukaryota; Metazoa; Chordata; Aves; Passeriformes; Estrildidae. Gene Ontology annotation, molecular function: GTP binding; GTPase activity. Gene Ontology annotation, biological process: small GTPase-mediated signal transduction.